This is a messenger RNA of Rotaria sp. Silwood1, 1533 nucleotides long. Lineage: Eukaryota; Metazoa; Rotifera; Eurotatoria; Philodinida; Philodinidae. The record is from the annotation of a GenBank genome assembly.
AUGGAGAAACGUGUAUUGAAAUUGGAAUUUGAUGUUGGUACAGCAAGUCGUUCAGCAACUGGCACUAAUGAUAACGUUGGUAAAUCUAUGGAACUUGUUCAACGUGAACGUGACCGUGAUAUAAAAGAAAAGGAAGAAUUACGUUAUUUAAAUGAUCGUUUUGCACAUUUUCUUGCUAAUAUUGAACAAUUAAAACGAAUCAAUGAACAAUUACAAGCACAAUUAAAAGAUGAAUUUUCUAAAUGGGGCAUAUUGCCACGUGAUGAAAAUGAAUUACGACAAAUAAUAAAUCAAAUUAAUAAUCGAGCUGGUCAACGUGCUAAUGAUGAAGUACGUUCACGUGCUGCUGAACAAGAAUCUGCAAUACUUAAUCGUGCAGCUGCUUUAUAUGGAAAUAUUCAUGAAAUGUAUAAACGUAAACAAGAAAAUUUACGUACUCUUAUUGAUAAAUUACAAGAAGAAUUUAAUCGCAUUAGUCAACGUGAACGUGCAAGUGAUGAAGAAGUUUCAACUAGUCGUGAUGAUUUAAUGAAGGAAUUAAAAAAAUUUCAUGAACGUUUACAAGAUUGGCUUCGUAUUGUUGUUGAUAAACAAACAUUAUUAGAUGAUAUACAAUCGUUACGUGAACGUAUUAAUUUAAUAAAUGCAUUAAAUGAAGAAGAAAUUAAUGAAUGGAAACGACUUUUAGAACAAUCAAAAGAUGAUUCUAUUUCAUUUUAUAAAGAAGAAUUAACCAAUGCUAUACGAGAUAUUAAACGAGAUUAUUCUAAACAAGCAAAAAAAUUUCAAGAUGAACUUGAAUAUCAAAUUGAAGGACAAUUACGUAUGGUUGAAAAUCAACUUAAACAACAAGUACCUGGUGUAACUGAUGGUUCAAUGCAAGAAUCCGAAAGAAAUCGCAUACAAAUCGAAGAAACUAAAUUACGUACAAGCAUGGAAGAAUAUGAUAAAGAACAAAUUCGUUUGAAUGAAUUAACAAAAUUAUUAUCAGAAAAACGUCGUUUAUUACGUGAUGAAGAAGCAAAAUUACAUGAAAUUGAAAGAAAAAUUCGUGAUAAAGAAUUUAAUCAAAAAACAAUUGUUGAAAAACUUAAAUAUGAAUAUGAUACUUUACGUGAACGUUUUGAACAAAUGGCAUCUGAAUUAAGGUUUAGUAUUGAAGAUGAACUUAAAAUUUAUGCUCGAUUACUUGAUGAACUUAUGAAAAAAUCAGGAACUACUUCAACAUCAACUGUUACAAAUCAAUAUGGUGGAAGUACAUCAGGAACAACUUAUACAACAACAUCAUCAACUAUUCGAUCAAGUGGAAUUGAAGAUCAUAAUACUCCUUCAAUUUAUCAACAAACACGUACUACUAGUUCAAAUCUUGGAGCUGGAAAUGUUAGUUUUGAUUUAGGAACUGCUAGUUCUACAUGUCUAGGUACAAAAACAACAAAUUUAGAUACAUGCACAAAUCGAUUUCAACUAUGUGAUAAUGAUGUGUAUGAUACGACUUUAAUACCUCGAUCUUCAUCAUAUUCACAACUUAAUUAA